AUGGAGAACCGGCGUCAAACUCGCCAGGCCUCUCGCUUACAAGAUGUACUUUCGGCUCGCCGGUAUAUCUCAGCCGACCGAGGCGCCUCGGUGGAGCCGGAGCCCGUGUCUAACGUUGUGGCAGUUCCUAGCGAGGGACACGAGAAGAUCAUUUCGUCGCCCGCAGUUCAGAGCUCGGAGUCCCCCACGGAAAAAGCUAAUCAGGAUCCCCCCUCAGACAGUAUGCCAAAGGUGCUAUCUCGAUUGCAUGUGCGAAGAAGUGCGGGGAGACCUAGAAUGGAUGCUAGCAGUGGUGGGGCUGUUCUGUCAGAGGAUCGUCGAGAUCAGAUCCGACGCGCUCAACGAACCUACAGACUCAAAAAAGAAGCCGCUCUUGAGAAGGCCAAGGAACGUGCAGCAGGUCUGGAGGACAGGCUUACUAUGGUUGCUACCGCAGUCGCUGACUAUAAAGCUGCGUUUCCGUCCGAGAUAAAAUCGAGCUAUCCUGCGCUCGUUAGACACCUCGAUUGCAUAAGUGAUCUUUUGGCAUCAACUUCUGAACGCCUUACACACCCAAGGACACAGACUAGUACCCCCUCAAGUGUUGAUUCUGAUAAGGAUACUUCACAACAUAACGCCAUGUACAAUGACCCUGCUAUUAAAGAUACUCCUAAGAUAGAUUGUGGCUGCUUGGAGGAUUUUCAACAUAAGAAGCAUAAGGAGUCUGCGGUAGGCUCCGUGAAGAAGAGAUCUCGACAUGUGUCUUUCAGUGAUGAACUGGAAGAUAAAUCGCAUAGCCGUUCAACACGAAUUCAGCACAUCGCACGACUACACAGCAAAGACACUCAUUACACAUACUCGUUCCAAGAAAAAGAUUUCUGCCGGAGACUCCAGCGUUACAGCCUGGAGUACGCCUUUCGGUUGUUCACUGACGCACGAUCCCACCCGCUUGAGGUUUACAGAGUAUUCAGAUUGGUUCCCUGCAUACAAGACCGGACGCAGAUGUACCCGUACUUCCGGAAACUUGUCAGUGCCGGAGCAAAAGAUGCAUUGGAGAUACCAAACCUUCCGCUCUAUUCUAUCGGGGGAGUUGGAACACAUUACCCCAGGAAAGAUCCUUUGGGAAACCCCAUAUAUCCUACUAAUACGAGGACCCCUAAACGAGUCCUCGGACUGUUCCAGCCUCUAGGAGGGAUGGGCGAAGUUGGCCAACAGCCAGAUCAUCAGAAAUUCUUAGAAGUUUGCGGAUAUGGCGGUGAAUGGUUUGAUUGCAGAGAUGUGGAGGGAUUCCUAAGAGAACAAGGGGUGGAUCUGGAUGCGUCUUCUCUCUUCCCUUCCGUACAUGAUCAACGGAGUAGUCAGAUAUCGCAGUCAACUGAAACACACGGACAAGCUGGAGAUAUGGACGCUUACCAGUCGAUAAAUGAUUUUGACUCCCACUCUCACGAAGAAACCGAUAUCGCGACUUUCUCUGCGUGCCUCAAAAGUCGUAUGCUCGAUAUUGAACAGUUUCUUAGCAUGCUACUCCGCGGGGUUGUUAUCCUCGGCCGGGCGCCCAGUUUCAGACGGACUGAUGUCGAAGCAGCCUUCAAAACUGCAUUGAUGAUACACCGAUAA
Messenger RNA from Aspergillus pseudonomiae, 1596 nucleotides. Its product is annotated as bZIP transcription factor. The record is from RefSeq and is a predicted model, not a curated record. The transcript has 4 exons. The coding region runs from base 1 to 1596 and encodes 531 amino acids. Lineage: Eukaryota; Fungi; Ascomycota; Eurotiomycetes; Eurotiales; Aspergillaceae.